Molecule: messenger RNA, 921 nt
Organism: Micropterus salmoides (largemouth bass)
Lineage: Eukaryota; Metazoa; Chordata; Actinopteri; Centrarchiformes; Centrarchidae
Product: olfactory receptor 6N2-like
Exons: 1
Coding region: 1-921 (306 amino acids)
Biological process (GO): G protein-coupled receptor signaling pathway
Cellular component (GO): membrane
Molecular function (GO): olfactory receptor activity; G protein-coupled receptor activity
Source: RefSeq, a predicted model, not a curated record
AUGGAUGAUGAAUUCAAUGUAACAUAUAUAACUCUCAUUGGAUAUGAGGAAAUGGGAAAAUACAGGUAUUUGUUAUUUUUUAUUAUGUUUAUAGUAUAUAUUCUAACAAUCUGCUUUAGUUUCAUCAUUGUGUGCAUUAUUUGGAUACACAAGAACCUCCAUGAGCCUAUGUACAUUUUCAUUGCAGCGCUACUAGUGAACUCUAUUGCUUGUUGCACUACUCUGUACCCAAAGUUGUUAGUGAACUUUUUAUCUGAAAAACAGAUUAUAUCAUAUUCAGCCUGUCUCUUGCAAUGUUUUCUAUAUUACACCUUUUGUGCUUCAGAUUUCUUCCUGUUGGCAGCCAUGGCCUAUGACAGAUAUGUGUCUAUAUGUAAACCUCUGCAAUAUCCAGUUAUCAUGACAAAAACCAUAGUGAGUAUUAUGCUGGGUUUAGCUUGGCUUGUGCCUGCUUGCCAGGUUGCAGUCCCAAUAAUACUAAGUGCUAAUGUGAAGCUCUGUCAUUUAACUUUAGAUGCAAUUUUUUGUAACAAUUCAAUUUACAGUCUCUACUGUGUGCCUUCAAAAGAACGGUCUAUAUUUGAUAUGUUUUCUCUUGUAAGCAUGGCACUUCUCCCUUUGCUCUUCAUACUUUUUACAUACACCAGAAUACUUAUAAUUUCCUAUCGAAGUGGUAGAGAAGUCAGAAAAAAAGCUGCACAGACCUGUUUACCUCACCUGUUGGUUUUAAUCUGCUUUUCCUGUUUGUGUGGAUAUGAUAUCAUUGUAAUACAUCUGGAAGUGCGAUCUGAUAUCCAUUCAAUAAUGACUUUACAAGCAUUUUUGUAUUAUCCUCUCUUCAAUUCAGUUAUAUAUGGACUAAAAAUGAAAGAAAUUACUAAACCCCUAAAGAAGUUUUUUUGUCGAACCAAAGCGAUCUAA